AUAUAAGUGAUUGAGAAGAAAAAAAAACUGAAAUUUUCUUGGCAGUUUGUCACACAAAAAAAGCCAGUCUUCUAAAGGCUGCUGCUUUUGCAUGGUUUAUCAUCUCUCUCCCAAAUUCCCGGUCAAAUUCACAACCCCCUCAUUCAACUCUCAUUUCCUCACAUCUUUCUUUCCUCCCCGCAGCAUGAUCUCUCUGUUUUAGAGCUUUCUAGAUAUAGAUAUUCUGGGUUUUUUGCAGAACUUGUGAAAACCCAUUGCCUGAAACUCUGCAGAAAAAAAAAAUGAGGAACAACCCUGCAGAAAACGAGGAGGCGGUGGGGGCGGAGAUAGAGGCAAGCAAGGCUGCAGGGAACGGGAUUGUUGUCUGUGGAUUGAGUCCUCUGAGCGAGACGCUUUGGAGGGACAAGGCGACCACAGAAUUUGUGGGUGACGUGUCUGCCAGGCUGACAUGGAAGGAUCUGACGGUGAUGGUGACUCUCAGCAAUGGGGAGACCCAGAAGGUUUUGGAGGGGCUUACUGGCUAUGCCGAGCCUGGAUCCAUCACCGCCCUCAUGGGUCCCUCUGGCUCCGGAAAAUCAACCCUGCUCGACGCUCUUUCUAGCCGGCUUGCAGCCAACGCUUUCCUUUCUGGAACCAUCCUCCUCAAUGGCCGCAAAACCAAGCUCUCUUUCGGGACUGCAGCGUAUGUGACCCAAGAUGAGAAUUUGAUCGGCACUCUAACAGUACGGGAGACAAUUUCAUAUUCAGCUCGGCUACGUCUCCCCGACAAGAUGCCAUGGUCGGAGAAACGUGCACUGGUUGAGAGCACCAUAAUAGAGAUGGGUCUCCAAGAUUGCUCUGAUACAGUAAUUGGAAACUGGCAUUUGCGUGGAAUCAGUGGAGGAGAGAAGAGAAGGGUCAGCAUUGCUCUUGAGAUCUUGAUGAGACCCAGAUUGCUCUUCCUGGAUGAGCCAACUAGCGGGCUUGAUAGUGCCUCGGCCUUCUUUGUUACACAAACUUUACGUGGUCUGUCAAGAGAUGGGAGGACAGUGAUAGCCUCCAUUCACCAGCCAAGCAGUGAAGUGUUUGAACUGUUUGAUCAAUUGUACUUGCUUUCUGGGGGCAAAACUGUAUUUUUUGGCCAGGCUUCCGAAGCAUACGAGUUCUUUGCACAAGCUGGGUUCCCCUGCCCUGCUUUGAGGAACCCAUCUGAUCAUUUUCUCAGAUGCAUCAAUUCUGACUUCGAUAAAGUUAAGGCCACUCUAAAAGGAUCCAUGAAGUUGCAGUUUGAGGCAAGUGAUGAUCCACUAGAGAAGAUUACCACAGCUGAAGCUAUUCGAACCCUUAUUGACUUCUACCGUACGUCUCACUUCUGCUAUGCAGCGAGAGAAAAAGUUGAUGAGAUAUCCAAAGUCAAAGGAACUGUGCUUGAUGCAGGAGGUAGUCAGGCUAGUUUCUUCAUGCAAGCCUUCACCUUGACCAAGCGUUCAUUCAUCAACAUGUCAAGGGACUUCGGGUAUUACUGGCUUAGGCUUGUAAUUUACAUUGUUGUCACUAUCUGCAUUGGGACCAUCUAUUUGGAUAUUGGGACUGGUUACAAUUCAAUUCUGGCAAGGGGAUCAUGUGCAUCUUUUGUGUUUGGUUUUGUAACAUUCAUGUCAAUUGGGGGAUUUCCUUCGUUUGUAGAAGAUAUGAAGGUCUUUCAGAGAGAGAGGCUAAAUGGCCAUUAUGGUGUGACUGCAUUUGUCGUCGGCAACACACUCUCUGCAAUGCCAUUCCUUAUUCUCAUAACUUUCCUCUCUGGAACCGUUUGUUACUUCAUGGUCCGCCUCCACCCAGGAUUUGAACAUUAUAUAUUCUUUGUUCUUUGCCUUUACGCCAGUGUCGCUGUUGUUGAGAGCUUGAUGAUGGCCAUAGCCAGUAUUGUCCCUAAUUUCCUCAUGGGUAUCAUCAUAGGGGCUGGGAUUCAGGGCAUAUUCAUGCUUGUGUCUGGAUACUUCAGACUUCCAAACGACAUCCCCAAGCCUGUGUGGCGCUACCCCAUGUCAUACAUCAGCUUCCAUUUCUGGGCUCUGCAGGGACAAUACCAGAAUGAUCUCAAGGGCUUGAUGUUCGACAACCAACCACCGAGUACUUUGAAGAUCCCGGGAGAGUACAUCUUGGAAAAUGUUUUCCAGAUUGAUGUGCACAGAUCAAAAUGGGUGGAUCUGAGUGUGAUCUUUAGCAUGAUAGUGGUCUACCGCGUCAUAUUUUUCAUCAUGAUCAAAAUUAAUGAGGAUGUGACCCCAUGGAUCAGGGGUUACAUAGCAAGAAGAAGAAUGCAGCAGAAGAAUGGCAACCAAAAUACAAUAGUUUCUCCCAAUGGUCUUACUCAAUCUCCAUCUUUGAGAACCUAUGCCAACAAUGGUAAAAAGUAGACAGACAGGAGACAGCUGCCAUAGCACACAAUAAAGAAGGGUUAAAAAGUCAUUUCAGUACUAUGAACUUGAACAGGGAUUGUAGCAAAUGUUCUGAUAAUUUUUUACCUCCACUAGUUUGGACGGCACAUGUGCUUGACAACAUAAUUUGUAACGUAAUAUUUAAUGCUGCAAGUUUCUCCACACAAAUGUUUUGGAAAUGACAACAU
This is a messenger RNA of Corylus avellana, 2605 nucleotides long. RefSeq names its product white-brown complex-like protein (gene ABCG11). Gene Ontology annotation, molecular function: ABC-type transporter activity; ATP binding; ATP hydrolysis activity. The record is from RefSeq and is a predicted model, not a curated record. NCBI's taxonomy places the organism in Eukaryota, Viridiplantae, Streptophyta, Magnoliopsida, Fagales, Betulaceae. Gene Ontology annotation, cellular component: membrane.